Molecule: messenger RNA, 2025 nt
Organism: Contarinia nasturtii (swede midge)
Lineage: Eukaryota; Metazoa; Arthropoda; Insecta; Diptera; Cecidomyiidae
Product: glutathione hydrolase 1 proenzyme-like
Exons: 12
Coding region: 116-1984 (622 amino acids)
Biological process (GO): glutathione catabolic process
Cellular component (GO): plasma membrane
Molecular function (GO): glutathione gamma-glutamate hydrolase
Source: RefSeq, a predicted model, not a curated record
UCAUAUAGAAUACCUCAUUUAUCAAAACAUCUGUGAAUUAUCGUGUUCUCUUCCGUUCAUUGUCAGUUGAUAUUUGAAACUAAAAGCUGUAUGAAUCGAAGCAGUUCAUUCAAAAAUGGAGCCAACGAAAAAAAAUAUUUUAUUUGCAACGAUAGGCAUUGUCAUAUUGGCUUUUAUAAUUCAGUUACUCUAUCAAAAGGGAGAUCACAGUCUUCCAGAUCAUAUCGAUUCAAUAGAUAGACCAGAAAGCGUUUCAAAAAAAGAUCUAAAAGAAGAGUCAAGCGUACCAGAAUUAAAAGGCAAUGGUCUAGAUGGAAUGCCAGGCCAAAUUGAGGAAGAAGAUGAACCGGAUCCCGAGUUUCCAGAGCCACCAUCAUUUUCGAGAUUGCAGCUCUUCAAAAAGUAUGCUGUAUGUGCUGAUUCGACAGAAUGCAGUCUAGUUGGCAGUGAGAUUAUUGACCAAGGUGGAAAUGUUAUUGAUUCAGCAAUAGCCACAAUGCUUUGCAAUUCCCUUGUAACACCACAAAGUAUGGGACUCGGCGGUGGAUUCAUUAUAAAUAUUUAUAAAGAUAAAAAAUUCUACACACUAAAUGCAAAAGAAGUUGCACCACUGGCUGCAACUCCAGAUAUGUUCAAGACACGAGAUGAGUACCAGCUCGGAGCUCUUUCGAUUGCAGUGCCUGGAGAAGUGAAGGGCUAUUCGGAGUUGUACAAGCGAUUCGGUUCAUUGCCAUGGAAAUCGUUGGUGGAACCAACCAUCAAAAUUUGCGAAGACGGUUUUAUCCUUACAGAACAUAUGUUUGAUUCGAUUGAACCAUAUCACUAUGAUGAUCCACAUAUGCGGAAAACAUUUUUCAUAAAUGGGCGGAAUGAAACACGGCAGCCGGGAGAUUUGAUAAAAAUGCCAGCCGAAUUAUGUCAUACUUAUAGAUUAAUCGCCGACUAUGGCGGUGACGAUUUUUAUAAUGGAACACUGGCUGACCUUAUACUCGAUGAUCUUAAAGAAAUUGGCAGUAUUAUCAAAAAAGAGGACCUUCAAUUGUAUAAACCACGUUGGGAGGAGACUUUAUCGGUGCCUAUUAGAGGCAGCAGCAUUAAUGUGAUACCUUCAGCUGGUGGUCCUCUUGUGGCAUUCAUUUUGAAUGUUUUGAGCGGAUACAAUAUGAACAAAACAUCAAUCGAGACAGAAGAUGAACAAAUUCAAACGUAUCAUCGUUUUAUUGAAUCUUUUAAAUACGCGUUUGGCCUCCGAACUCAUUUAAAGGAAUCAGGCAUACCAUCAUCGUUAAUUGAAGAGAUGCUGACGCCUGAAUUCGGUGAAAAAAUCCGUGCGAGAAUCAAUGAGGAUAAAACGUUCAAUGAUCCCGAACAUUAUUUCGGUAAUUUUAUAACUGUUGAUCACGGGACAGGACAUACUUCGAUUUUGGCCCCGAACGGUGACGCUGUUUCGGUGACAUCAUCGACUAAUUUGUAUUUUGGAAUUGGAAAAACUGGCAAACGAACCGGUUUUAUUUUCAACAAUGGACUGAACGAUUUCGCUGUAACGAAUAUGCCGAACUAUGAAGAGACUCAACCAUCGCCAAACAAUUUUAUCGAGCCCCACAUACCACACCAGCGUGCAAUCUCGUCAUUUAGUCCGACCAUUGUAACUGAUGCAAAUGGUGAUGUUCAAUUAGUCAUUGGGUCCUCUGGUGGCCCCAAAAUUAUAACAGCUACUGCAAUGAUAAUUGCCAGAGUACUUUGGUUCAAUCAAACUAUAAAAGAGGCGAUCGAUGAGGCUCGAAUUCAUCAUCAGCUAUUGCCAAUGCACAUUGAGUAUCAGCAUGGAAAUACAAAGAAAGUAGUAGCCGGUCUCCAAGAUUUGGGCCAUAAAAUGAAAGUUUAUUACUACCGUGGCUCGGUCGUUCGUGCCAUUGAGAAAAAUCAGUAUGGAAUCCUUGCAAAUUCCGAUUGGAGAAAGGAAAGCUUGGCGAUAGGAGUUUAACAAUAGGUGAUUUUUGCCCACGUCAUGUUUGUAUGCAAAAU